AUGGCAGAACCUGAAGACAAAGACGAACUUCUUUUCUCAGAAGACGAAGAGCCUUCAAUCAAUCUAAACAAAGAAUUCCUGUCGACUAUCUCGUUACUGAAUACAAACAUGCUUGCUGUAAACGAGUCGCUUAAGCAAUUUAGUACCCAAAGGCACACGGCAGAACCUGCCAGAAAAAGGCCACUUUUGUCAGACAAAGAAGGCCUUAACGACCAGCAGAAUGGUCAUCAAUCAGAUGCCGAUCAACUGCUGAACCAGCAGGCGAAUAAACGGCAAAAAGUCGUUAACAACGACGGCGAAAUGGGCGCCACACCAGUAGUCGUUAACAACGACAACAAUAGCAAUGGCGGGGACGUCACAGA
Molecule: messenger RNA, 362 nt
Organism: Paramuricea clavata
Lineage: Eukaryota; Metazoa; Cnidaria; Anthozoa; Malacalcyonacea; Plexauridae
Source: the annotation of a GenBank genome assembly